Molecule: messenger RNA, 4495 nt
Organism: Penaeus monodon (black tiger shrimp)
Lineage: Eukaryota; Metazoa; Arthropoda; Malacostraca; Decapoda; Penaeidae
Product: phospholipase D1-like
Exons: 27
Coding region: 44-4081 (1345 amino acids)
Biological process (GO): cell motility; phosphatidic acid biosynthetic process; intracellular signal transduction
Molecular function (GO): D-type glycerophospholipase activity
Source: RefSeq, a predicted model, not a curated record
UGUACAAAGUUUAUUGUGUCUGGAUUAAUCUACAAGGCAAAAGAUGUUGAAGUUCACAACUAAUCUUGUGAGAGGUGUGCAGAGGAAGAUUAGCAAGAAAAGGCUCAAGAAUGAGAUGGAACCAUUAGCAGCAGAGAAUGAAGACACAGCUAGUCAGAAAGGAUAUGGGACAUACAAUGACAUCAUCAGCCCUAUGUCAGAAGAGCAAGGGGAAAAGGAGAAUGAAGAGCCAGCCAAGAAGAGUGUCCAGAAUACAGACCUGGAUUCCAUAGAAGGCAUGAAGUCUUCACAAACUGUAGUCAGUGGGAUGAAUGGAGAAGCACAGAAGCCUAAGCUCUCACGACCAACUGAACUGAAUGUGUCCAGCGAUGAUAUCGAUUACAGUAUUAAUGCCAUCCAUCGACCAAAAACGUCAUUCAUCAAAAGAGAAAGGAAACAGGUUCCCCCCAUAGUGAUAACAUCUAAUUCUCAGAGUCCAGUGCUAGGUUCCCCAGAUUCUGAUGGUGAUAUUCUGGGCUUCAUCGACCAUACUCCUGAUCCUCUUCCAGAUUCUACAGACUAUGCAAGAACGCAUACAUACUCAAAGGUCUUCCACAUCACAAAGUACUCCGAGCUCAUGCCUGGGGUCUUCAUUCCAGAGCAGCCAGUGCAUUUGAACAUCAGAAAUGUCCAACCAUCACACUCCCAUAUCAACAUCUUCAAUAAUCAUGUCUUAGUUAUAGAAUUGGAACAUGGAGAUUUUAAGUGGUCUGUUCAGAGGAAGGUGAAGAAUGUCACAUCGCUCAAUAACAUGCUGUUCCUUCUACGAACAAAGCUAAAACUACCAGCUGCAACAAGAGGAGCUAGGCAGCGGAGAUUGAGCAUGCGAGUACAGAUGAAGGAGGCAGAUAGAGAGGGUGAUGCUGUUGAGAACGUUGGUACAAUCAACAGAAAGGGAUUACUCAAGUAUCCCCGGCGGGCACUUCAAACCAUGGACAGCACUGCGCAGUCAGAGUUGGAGGUGUACCUCAAGAAUCUGAUGCACCAUUCAUUGUUCCGCAGCCACCAAGCAGUCCUUGAAUUUUUUGAGAUUUCCCCAGUGUCCUUCGUUAGUGAACUUGGCCAGAAGAUCAAGGAAGGAUAUGUUAAGAAAAGAAUUGGGGGCUAUAAUGGAGGAUGCUGUAGGUGGUGCACAAGUCCAUGCACAGGAAAGUACAAGCAACGUUGGCUUGUCCUGAAAGAGACCUGCCUUUUCUUUCUGGCUCCAGAGACUGGGGAAGUGAGAGCUGUGAUGUUAAUGGAUACAGGUUUCCAAGUCUCACGUGGUUACAGGCUCUUAGGAGUGCGUAAUGGUCUCCUGAUCUCAAAUCUGUCAAGGUCAUUAGUUCUAAAAUGUGACUCAGAAUUCAGCAAAAAGGAAUGGUAUGCUCACAUUACAAACACACAGCGUAAAUAUGGUACAGAUUUUACUAGUCAAGACACAAGGUACAAUGCUUUUGCGCCUGUUCGAAGUAAUUCAUAUGCAUGCUGGUAUGUAGAUGGUGCACGUUAUAUGUGGGACGUUGCUGACAUCCUUGAGUCUGCAAAGGAAGAGAUUUUCAUCACAGAUUGGUGGAUGAGUCCUGAGAUUUAUCUCAAACGUCCAGACCUGACGGGAAACCAGUGGAGACUGGCAGAAGUACUGAAACGUCAGGCAGAACGUGGAGUAAGGAUCUUCAUCCUCUUGUACAAAGAAGUUGAGUUGGCUCUGGGAAUCAGUUCCAUCCUCACCAAGGCAACAAUCAGCAGUUUGCACCCUAACAUAAAGGUUUUACGUCACCCAGAUCACUAUGCAGGAGGGGUGCUGUAUUGGGCCCACCAUGAGAAGAUGGUUAUUGUGGACCAGAUGUAUGCGUUCAUUAGUGGCAUUGAUCUGGCAUUUGGUCGAUGGGAUGACUACAGGCACAAACUUGUUGAUGUUGGUCAUGCUGGUGUUCAGAUGUCCUCCCGACCAACAGCAUUGGGGUCGGCAUUGCAGCAGCUUGUGCGAGGGACAAAUGAUGUGUUGGUCAAUACAAUGACACAAUCAACACCUAGUAGCCGAAGGACUUCUCUGGAUGCUUCUUUUUCUCUUGACCAAACCCAAAGUACUACUGCAAGCUCUCUUUUCCUUAAUCCCAGUGAUUGUUCACCGAGUGUGCCAAGGUCAGGGACUACAGAUAAUGAAACCAACACACUAAGCCAAGCCAACAGUCCAGUAAAGGAUACAAUGACAGUUACCUUUGUCACAGGAAAUGAACUUGAUGGUGAAUGGAACAAGUCUCUCGAAACUGAAAAAGAUUCGGGGAAUGAAUCCAACACUGGCAGAUCAAUAACCCUUGAGAAAAAAGUAGAGAACAUACCCCUACAGUCACCGGAUAGAAACAAGCAUCACAAAAGAGGAGGCAGUGAUGGAACUGCAGAUGGAGAAACCCUCUCCACCAGCGAGGGGGAGUACAGCACAGGCAAAAUGGGGAGAAGUAUAAGGGAAGUGAAGAGAAUGGGGCUUGACUUGGUGGAAGAAGUGAAGGAGAAAGGAAGAGGGGUGCGUGCUUGGACGGCAAACAAAAUUCCACAGCUGCAGCGGAAAAACCUUUCUGAUUUGGAAAAUACUGACAGCUCUUCAUCUAGUGAUGGAGAGAAUGAAGAACCAAAGAAAAGUUUCUACAAACGUCACCGUCACAGACUAGGCUACAAGAACAGACUGGGCAGUUGUUCAUCUUUAGCCCAGGCAAACAGUGCUCUUACUGUAGAAGACACAACAUCUGUUCAUCUUUGGGUUGGUAAAGAUUAUGUCAAUUGGAUAAGCAAAGACUUGAAUAAUCUGGAUAAACCAUUUCAAGAUAUUGUUGAUAGGCAUCAGACACCACGCAUGCCUUGGCAUGACAUAGGUCUCUUUGUGGAGGGACCUGCCGCUCGAGAUGCUGCUAGGCACUUUAUUCAGAGGUGGAAUGCUGUGAAAACAGAGAAGGCAAAGCCAAAUAGGAAGUACCCUUACCUCCUUCCAAGAACCUAUGAUAAAAAAUCAUUCAAACGAUCCAAGCUUCAAAGAAAACAUAAAGUCAGCGCUCAGGUUUUGCGCAGUGUUGGGAAAUGGAGUGCUGGGCUGGAAGAAGAAGAGGCUAGCAUUGCUACUGCUUAUGCCAGCCUUAUUCGGAAUGCAAAACAUUACAUUUACAUAGAAAAUCAGUUUUUCAUUACGUGUGCAAGCAGUAGUGGCUCAAGAGAUGUGUCAAAUUAUAUUGGACAUGAAAUUGUGGAAAGAAUUGUCCAAGCUCACAGCAAUAACGAGGUUUUCAGGGUGUUUGUCCUGCUUCCACUUUUGCCUGCUUUUGAAGGCAUGAUUGGCAAGUCAAGUGGUGUAGCUAUGCAGUAUAUUGUGUAUUGGAACUAUGUCAGCAUCUCAAGAGGAAGGAACAGCUUGAUUCACUGCCUGAAGGAAAGAGGAGUCAAUGACUGGGAGAAAUAUAUAUCAUUCUGUUCCCUGCGGACACAUGAGUGCCUGGAGGGUCGACUUGUCUCAGAACUUAUAUACAUCCAUUCAAAGCUGAUGAUUGUGGACGACCGCUUUGUCAUUGCUGGUUCAGCUAAUAUCAAUGACCGAAGUCUGAAGGGAAACAGGGACUCUGAAGUGUGUCUGGUCUUGGAGGACCAUGAGUUUGAGAAAGGCAUCAUGAACGGACAGAGCUACCAGUGUGGAAUUUUUGCCGGAAGCAUGAGGAAGUACCUCUUCAGUGAACAUCUUGGCAUUGCAGAUGAUGAGUCACCUCUCAUAGAUGUCACAGACCCUGUUUCAGAUUCCUUCUUUAUCAACAUUUGGUGUAACAUAGCAAAGAAAAACACACUUAUAUAUGAGGAGGUCUUUUCAUGUUAUCCCUGUAAUAGCGCCACUACUUUUGAAGAAGUAGACAGAUUGCGCAACUCAACUUCAAAAGCAGAGAUGAAUCCUUCUGAAGCUCUUGUGAAAGUGAAGGAAAUCCAGGGACACCUGGUAUGCUUUCCCUUAGAUUUCCUGAAAGAUGAGACACUAAAACCAGGUCUAGGUAAUAAAGAGUAUCUUUUGCCCAUGGAAACCUGGACGUAGGUUUGAAUGUUAACAAGAUAAAUGAUAUUAUCUAAAGGAUUCUGACUUUGUUGUCAAUAAUAGAAAUAUAUUACUUUUUACAUUUCUGAUAAGAUAAAGUGAGUGGCACAAGAUCUUUGAUAUAGCAUUGUUAUCUGCCAUUUACAUUUGUGAUACAGAUUUUCUUUAGUAUAGUACUGUUUUCUGCCAUUUACAUGUAUGAUUCAGUUCUUUUGCAUGUUUAUGUGAAUUUAAUUAUUUAUGAAUUGACUGGUUCAAUGAAAAUGUUUUAGCAUUAUUGAUAUAAAGGCAGUCUAGUAAGUAUGUGAUUAUAGUUUAUUGAAACUUGUAUAUUGGAUUUGAAUAUUUAGAAAAGUCCAGUGAUUUAUAUUAAAAUUAUAUGUGUAUUUUUUAAAAUGUUUCUAUUUUUAUAUG